GUUGCGCACUGCCUGCCGAGACACGGUAGCGCCAAGCGACCCCAUGUUUCGAGUCCCUGAGCGCGUCAUCGUCGCGGAGCAUCUACCACGUCUUUGUGCCAAGUUGUGGCUUUUCGCGCUCACAACUUGUAAACUUUGCCCGUAGUCUCCUCCUCCAGAGCCACCAUGCCCCCUAGAUACAAAGUUGUCCCCCUCUGGCCCGCCGCCCGUGACGACGCGCCGGCAGCACCGUCUCACCACCGCCGAAUGCGCCGCAGCGGCCUCGCCCCGCCCGCAUCGCUGCUUUUGCAGCAACCUCGAAGAAUGUCGCGGGCUGACCGCGAGGCCAUGCGUCUCGCCGAGUUGCUAGCCUCGUCGAGCCCUCUGCCGCCCCCGCCCACGCUGAGGGACGUGGACCAGCUGGUCAAGACGCCGGGCAAGGGUUGGACACUUGCUCAGGAUACCCAGAAGGUUUGCAUGCUGACGUGAUAUACGUGUAUAGAGAAGAAGAAGAAGUCCAAGUCGAAGAAGUGCGCUGAGCGCAAAGCUCGGGUCGAGAAGAAGACCGACUCGUCGCCCCCUGCUGCCGCCCACCAGCCCCGCCGCACUUCUCGCGAGAUCGAGGAGAUGUUUGCUGCGCUGGAGCUCAUGCCCACCAGUAGCCCGCUGCCUCCGCGCCCCAGAACCCGGACAGAGGAGGAGCUGGCUGCAAGGGCUGAGGGUUGGCUCCCUUCUAGAUUAUGAGUGUUUGUGAAGUGACCUUACUGAUGUGAUAAUGUGUAGAGAUGCGGGCCGAGUAUGC
Molecule: messenger RNA, 781 nt
Organism: Macroventuria anomochaeta
Lineage: Eukaryota; Fungi; Ascomycota; Dothideomycetes; Pleosporales; Didymellaceae
Exons: 1
Source: RefSeq, a predicted model, not a curated record